UGAACUAUGGGCUGUAAGGUUCAGACUAACCCACGUACUGUGUCUUUAAACAGAGUGAGAAGGCCAAAGGGCAGGGACAGCAGGGAGUAACCAGUUCAGCCAGAGAGUUGUCACACAUGGCAGUGCUCCCGGACAGGCUCUGUGCAUUGGGAGGGAUUGUCUGGGGUUUAGUCACUGCACUGUAUCACAGGCGGAUGCACUGGGCACUCAGCCCAGGUCCACCCUGCCCCUCACAAGGUGUUGUGUGCGACUUGCCAGAGGGCUGAUGAAUACACACUUCCGCUUACAGGCUCAGCCCCCCGCUCUGUCACACCUGUAAGCUGUCGCACAGCAGCACCUGAGCACACUUGCGCCCUUAGGACAGCAGCUGGGCUGGAGUCACAUAUAGGAGCCGAGAACAGACCUGAGCCACUGCACAGAAGCUGAGGGAGAAUUAGAGAAGGGAGCCUGGAGCUAUCCUGUACCCCUUGGCAGAGGCCGGGAGAGUCAGAGAGAAGCCCUGAUCUGAGUGCCAAGCAGCAAGUUCCUCUUGUACCUCUGAGCCUCCCGCUCCCUUCCUUUGCCCUGCAGGCCUGGGGGAGAUGAGCAUUUCAUCUGAGCACCGAUCCCUGGGGAAACAAGUCACGAGCAGUCUACAAACGCUGUCACCGAUCGUGGAGUUAAACAUUGGCGGGGAGGUGUACACAACAACGCUAAGCACCCUGAAGAAACACCCUGGCUCCAAGCUGGCAGAGAUGUUUACUGGCCAGCCCAAGCUCAGGACUGACUCAGAGGGGAGGUUCUUCAUUGACAGGCCAGGCACCUAUUUUAAGUACAUCUUGGAAUACCUCCGCAGUAACCAGGUGCCCACCCAGUGCAUCCAGGAUGUGUAUAAAGAGGCAUUGUUCUAUGACAUUGAGCCUCUGGUCAAGCAGCUGGAGGACUCCCCUCAGAUUUUUGGGGAGGUGGUGGCAAGGAAGCAGUUUCUGGCCCACGUGCCCAACUACAACGAGAACAUUGAGCUGAUGAUUCGCAUUGCCAGGGCGGAGGCGGUAGCCUCCCGCCAGUCCAGCGUCACAGUGUGUGUGGUCAGGACCGAGGAGGAUGCAGCCAAGUGUCAUGACACCCUGAACAGCUUGGACAUGGAUAAGAAAUCUGUGGUGAAGUUUGGCCCUUGGAAGGCAACGCCGAGCAUUUCUGACCUGUUGGAUUGCAUUAAAAUGGACAUUGAAGCCAAAGGAUACAAGAUUUCCUUCCAGCCCCACGUCACGGAGAAAGGCUUCCGGAUCAAAUCCUACGUCUUCUUCUACAAAUUUCUGUUCACCUGGUGGUAGCAAAAGGGAAGGGUUGGCAGUGAUUUUUAAAUGGCUAUUAAAAUAAAUAGACUUCUGUUGUUUAAAUAUAGAAAAUCUCUCAGAGAUCAGAUUCUGGAAUCUGGCCAAACUGCACACCUCACAAGUUGAGAUGUGUGUGCAACGGGAGUGUAAAUCCUCCCCGCCCCCAUGCUAUUCCAAAACUGAGUCUAUCGUGUACAGGCCUGGUCUUCCAGUGUAAGUCAGAGCAGCCUUAGACUGAUUGCUAACAGCCCCAAGGGGCUGAAACCACAUUCAGGGGACCAGAGCAGUAGAGGGUGUCAUCCUCUUUACUCUGACCUCAUUCUGUGUAAACAGCCAGAGCUGCGGGUAGUGUAGUCUCUACACCACCUCUGGGGCAAUCGUCCUGGGACUGAGUUAACCCGUUUUACAGCCAGAAACAGCUGUCAGUGCAGUGCAAAGUAGCCACAUUGGAGGAUCUGGUACAGAAUUUUUACUGUUGCUACACAUAUACAAUAAU
Molecule: messenger RNA, 1812 nt
Organism: Caretta caretta (loggerhead turtle)
Lineage: Eukaryota; Metazoa; Chordata; Testudines; Cheloniidae
Gene: KCTD14
Product: potassium channel tetramerization domain containing 14
Biological process (GO): protein homooligomerization
Molecular function (GO): protein binding
Source: RefSeq, a predicted model, not a curated record